AUGGCGGGCCUCAGGAAGCUGGUUACUGCCUUUGCUGGCGUCCCCGGAAUCAUCGGCCUACAUGGAGGACUGCCACCCGCGUCAGCCUUUCCUAUCACAGAGCUGACGUACACGCUAAAGGACGGGCAGAAGAUCGUGGUCGAUGACCCUGCAAAGCUGGCUGCAGCUCAGCAGUAUUCCCUUGUCACAUCAGGGUACCCACCCCUGCACAGAUGGGCAAAGUCCCACAUGCUGAGCAUGCAUUCUCCCCCAGCAGGGGUGCAUGACUUGAUCAUGACCAACGGCAACAACCAGACGAUCGAGAUGGUGAUGCGGCUACUCAUGGACAAGGGGGAUGCCAUUCUGUGCGAGGAGUACACAUACCCGCACGUGGCAGAGUCCUUCGUGCAGCCACAGGGCUACACUGCCGUGCCCCUCUCCAUGGACAGCUUUGGCAUUGUACCUUCCCUGCUUCGCCAGACUAUGGAGUCCUUCCGAGCCGCUGGCAAACCUCUGCCCAGGCUCUUGUACACUGUGCCCGUUGGGCAGAAUCCAACAGGUGUUGUGACGCCGUUCGAGCGGCGGAAAGAGAUUUAUGCGCUCUGUCGGGAGUAUGACAUCGUGCUGUUGGAGGACGAUCCCUACUACUACCUGCAGUUCUCCCCCGGGGGCGGCCAGCCCAAGGGGCUGUGCGAUCUGGGGCGCAGCUACCUCUCUAUGGAUGUGGAUGGCCGCGUCGUGCGCAUGGACAGCUUCUCAAAGGUGUUGGCGCCGGGAAUGAGGCUGGGCUGGGUGACGGCGGCGCCUAAGCUCAUUGAGAAGAUCAUCUACCACCUGCAGGGCGUCCACAUCGGCGCCAACAGCUUCAUCCAGGUGGUGGUGGCGGAGAUGCUGGAUGCGUGGGGGGAGGCAGGCUUUGAGGCCCACGUGAGGGCGAUGCAGACCGAGUACGCGCAGCGCGCCGCCGUGGUGCAGGCCGCGGCCGAGCGCCACCUGGCGGGCCUGGCCGAGUGGCAGCCGCCGGCCGCCGGCAUGUUCCUGUGGCUGCGCCUGCUCGGCAUCCCCGACGCGCGCUCCAUCCUCGACGCCCUCAAAGACUCUGGCGUCGUCCUCGUCCCAGGCCGCUUCUGCCACUGCUGCGGGCCGGAGCACCACAAGGCCUGCCCCUACCUGCGCGUGUCCUUCGCCUCCGCCACGCUGGCAGACCUCAGCGAGGGCAUGGCCCGCCUCGGCGCAGUGCUGCGCCGCUUCACCUCCCCUCCAGAUUCCACGGCCGCAUCCUCGAGUGCUGCGUCAGAUGGCGUCCCGGCGAGCGUGUUUACGUCAGCAAGCUCGGGUGCGGCGCAUGCCGGCAGGGCCGCCGCAGGGGGAAUCCGCGCGCUGGACUCGGCGUUCGAGCUGAAGGGUGGCGCGGAGGGGCCGGCAGGGAGGAAGGCCGAGGGGCGGUCUCCGACGCUAUGCCUGUCGCGCGAGGGGCCGGGAGAAGUGGUGCCCGACUGCCGCGCCAAAGUGGAACUUGUCAGUGGCAGCGCUGCCGUGUCCGAAGACGCGCUUGCGCCGCUGCCGGCUAAAACCAUCGCCGGCAUACCCGCGACCCACCUGGGUGCCUGA
Messenger RNA from Coccomyxa subellipsoidea C-169, 1590 nucleotides. RefSeq names its product PLP-dependent transferase. NCBI's taxonomy places the organism in Eukaryota, Viridiplantae, Chlorophyta, Trebouxiophyceae, Coccomyxaceae. The transcript is spliced from 7 exons. Gene Ontology annotation, biological process: biosynthetic process. Bases 1 to 1590 code for a protein of 529 amino acids. Gene Ontology annotation, molecular function: transaminase activity; pyridoxal phosphate binding. The record is from RefSeq and is a predicted model, not a curated record.